AUGGGUGGGAGCGACGCCGAGCGUCGCACGGCGAGGCUCGAACGCCAAGGCCCUUCCGUCCAUCGUGACCAGCCACGAACACUUUCCGGCCGCACAGCCAAAUUCGUUGGGGUCAGGCCAAGCUUGCGAGUAUGCGCUCAGCACAAGAGAUGCCGCGGGCUCAAUGGCCCCAAGCGUGAUGAGCCGGAUGCUGAGCGGGACGCCCCGCCCAACGAAACUGGCGCGGAGUACUAG
Messenger RNA from Gaeumannomyces tritici R3-111a-1, 234 nucleotides. RefSeq lists its product as hypothetical. The coding region runs from base 1 to 234 and encodes 77 amino acids. The transcript has 4 exons. The record is from RefSeq and is a predicted model, not a curated record. Lineage: Eukaryota; Fungi; Ascomycota; Sordariomycetes; Magnaporthales; Magnaporthaceae.